AUGGAGGGCUCGAUCGAAGCACAGAAAGCAAAUUCUGGUCUGUCAAUGGCAAGUUCUGCUUCUUCAGAACAAGAAGCCGUCAGCAAGAAUGCUUUAAAGAAAGCAUUAAAGAACAAACAGAGGGAUGAGGAACGGCGACGCAAAGAGGAAGAGAUUGAGAAAAAGGCUGCGGUCAUGCAAAGCUCACGAGUCCAAAGGACCCUUUUAGCAGAUGACGAGGACAUGGACCCAACACAAUACUUUGAAAAUAGGCAGAAAGUACUAGCAGCUCAGAAGACAGCUGGAACAAAUCCAUAUCCUCACAAGUUCUAUACGUCAAUGUCCAUCCCCGAAUUUGUUAAGGAAUAUGGAGUUUUGGAGGAUGGGGAUCAUUGUGAGGAUGUUGAAGUAUCUUUGGCUGGGCGAAUAAUGAAUAAACGAUCUUCAUCUGCAAAGCUGUUCUUUUAUGAUUUACAUGGUGAUGGUGCUAAAGUCCAAGUUAUGGCUGAUGCAAGGAAAUCAGACUUGGAUAAUGCUGAGUUUUCCAAGUUUCAUUCUGGAGUGAAGCGUGGAGAUAUUGUUGGUAUUACGGGGUUUCCAGGUUAG
Molecule: messenger RNA, 585 nt
Organism: Ilex paraguariensis (yerba mate)
Lineage: Eukaryota; Viridiplantae; Streptophyta; Magnoliopsida; Aquifoliales; Aquifoliaceae
Source: the annotation of a GenBank genome assembly